Olea europaea var. sylvestris is the source of this 930-nucleotide messenger RNA. Its product is annotated as transmembrane emp24 domain-containing protein p24beta2-like. The transcript is spliced from 5 exons. The coding region runs from base 155 to 781 and encodes 208 amino acids. Gene Ontology annotation, cellular component: endoplasmic reticulum; COPII-coated ER to Golgi transport vesicle; Golgi apparatus. The record is from RefSeq and is a predicted model, not a curated record. Gene Ontology annotation, biological process: endoplasmic reticulum to Golgi vesicle-mediated transport; Golgi organization; intracellular protein transport. Lineage: Eukaryota; Viridiplantae; Streptophyta; Magnoliopsida; Lamiales; Oleaceae.
CAACCUUCGUGCUCUUGUCGCGAACCAAGACAAUUCUAGUCUACCAAGUUACAAGCGAAGUUAUAAAACUCGCAGAUUCCCGUACGAUAAAAUUUAGAAGGGGGGAAAAUCUGUUUAGUUUUGUAUAAUUUUGUUCUUUGGGAAAUAAAUAAAGAUGAGGCUUUUGAUUGCGGCGGUGGCUGCGGUAGCAAUCAUGGCGAGUAUCGGGGGGGCCUUCGGUAUCAGAUUUGUAAUAGACAGAGAAGAAUGCUUCUCGCACAAGGUGGAAUACGGGGACACUGUUCAUUUUUCGUUUGUGGUGAUUAAGUCUGAGGGCUCUUGGCAUUACAAUGAAGAUGGCGUUGACCUUGUGGUUAAGGGACCAAAUGGGGAACAGAUCCAUGAUGUCCGUGAUAAGAUAAGUGAAAAGCGUGACAUUUUGGCUUAUCAUCAAGGAGUUUAUCGUUUUUGUUUCGCUAACAAGUCACCCUAUCAUGAAACCAUAGACUUUGAUGUGCAUGCUGGCCACUUUGCAUUCCAAGAUGAGCAUGCUAAAGAUGAGCAUUUCAAACCUCUCUUUGAACAUAUUGGGAAGCUCGAGGAAGCUUUGUAUAAUAUUCAGUUUGAGCAACAUUGGCUCGAGGCUCAGACUGAUCGUCAGGCAAUAGUGAAUGAAGGAAUGAGCAGAAGAGCUAUCCACAAAGCUAUUUAUGAAUCAAUUGCUCUCAUUGGGGCCUCUGUUUUGCAAGUCUACAUCUUGCGUCGUUUGUUUGAGCGAAAACUCGGGGCAUCUAGAGUUUAGGUUUGGCUCACUAGGGUAUUCAUCAACGGUCGGUGAAAUUCUGGGUUUUUGAUUUACAUUUCUCAGUACCCCAAAUGUAACAUUAUCACAUAAAGGGCACUUCUCUAACUUAUUUUCGACUUCGAUCACAAUUUUUCUAAGCUUGUCUA